Messenger RNA from Epithele typhae, 276 nucleotides. RefSeq lists its product as uncharacterized. NCBI's taxonomy places the organism in Eukaryota, Fungi, Basidiomycota, Agaricomycetes, Polyporales, Epitheliaceae. The record is from RefSeq and is a predicted model, not a curated record. The transcript has 2 exons. The annotation marks the transcript as partial.
GACAUAUUUUCAUCUAUGACAGAUGACGAGGUGAAGAAAUUCCGGGCAAGCGUUGAGCCUGCCAAGAGCGUGAUACAUAAGCUUCGUCAGAUCUCCUUCGCAAUUAUAAAUUCUCCGACGAAGCUUCUUCCAGCAUGGAACGAGAUUCUUCGAGAUCUCCAGCUUCCUCCCCGGAUGCUGCCUCGAGAUGUUCGCACUAGGUGGCACUCAACUGGAGAUAUGAUUCAUCUCUCGCUCAAAUAUCGUGCUGCUGUGGACCGGCUGACCUCAGACAAG